Clarias gariepinus (North African catfish) is the source of this 2521-nucleotide messenger RNA. It is a transcript of the gene uba2, whose product is annotated as ubiquitin-like modifier activating enzyme 2. NCBI's taxonomy places the organism in Eukaryota, Metazoa, Chordata, Actinopteri, Siluriformes, Clariidae. Gene Ontology annotation, cellular component: cytoplasm; SUMO activating enzyme complex. Gene Ontology annotation, molecular function: SUMO activating enzyme activity. Gene Ontology annotation, biological process: protein sumoylation. Bases 85 to 2016 code for a protein of 643 amino acids. The transcript is spliced from 17 exons. The record is from RefSeq and is a predicted model, not a curated record.
CGGGUAGGACACAGCAGUUCCGUCGGCUGCCGAAUCACAACGUCUGAGUUCACGCGCCAAAACUGAGUAAAGCUUAAAUAAAGCAUGGAGGUGAAACUGGACGGACCGCUCCGGAAAGAGCUCGCCGACUCGGUCUCCUCCUGCCGGGUGCUGGUGGUCGGAGCGGGCGGUAUCGGCUGCGAGCUGCUGAAAAAUCUCGUCCUGACCGGCUUUAAAAACAUCGAAGUGAUCGACCUGGACACCAUCGACGUGAGCAACCUGAACCGGCAGUUCCUCUUCCAGAAGAAGCACGUCGGGAAAUCCAAAGCGCAGGUUGCCAAAGAGAGCGCGCUGCGCUUCUGUCCUUCUGCGAACAUCACGGCGUAUCACGACAGCAUCAUGAAUCCAGACUACAACGUGGAAUUCUUCAGGAAGUUCCAGCUGGUUAUGAACGCUCUGGAUAACCGGGCGGCCAGGAAUCACGUGAACAGGAUGUGUCUGGCUGCAGAUGUUCCCCUGAUCGAGAGCGGGACGGCGGGAUACCUCGGGCAGGUCACCGUCAUCAAGAAGGGGGUGACGGAGUGCUACGAGUGUCAACCCAAACCCACGCAGAAGACUUUCCCUGGCUGCACCAUCCGUAACACCCCGUCCGAACCCAUCCACUGCAUCGUCUGGGCCAAAUACCUCUUCAAUCAGCUGUUUGGAGAGGAGGAUGCAGAUCAGGAGGUUUCCCCCGACACGGCCGACCCCGAGGCUGCAUGGAACCCUGAGGAAACUGCAGCACGAGCCCAAGCUUCGGAUCAAGACGGAGAUAUCAAACGCGUCUCUACUAAACAGUGGGCUCGCUCUACGGGCUACGACCCCAUCAAACUCUUCAACAAGCUUUUUAAAGAUGACAUCAUGUACCUGCUGACCAUGGACAAGCUGUGGAAGAAGAGGAAAGCGCCUGUCCCGCUCGACUGGUGUGAAGUGCAGCAGCUGGUGAGCGGUCAGGACGAGGUGUGUGUCACAGGGCUAAAGGAUCAGCAGGUUCUGAGUGUUUCGGGUUACUCUCAGCUCUUCCAGCACAGUGUCGAGACGCUCCGCUCACAGCUGGCCGACAAAGGUGACGGAGCUGAGCUGGUCUGGGACAAGGACGACCCCCCGGCGAUGGACUUUGUGACGGCGGCGUCUAACCUGCGCAUGCACAUCUUUAGCAUGAACAUGAAGAGUCGCUUCGACGUUAAAUCUAUGGCCGGCAACAUCAUCCCAGCCAUCGCCACCACCAACGCGGUCAUCGCGGGGCUCAUCGUGCUCGAGGCGCUCAAGAUCCUCAGCUCCGACAUCCAGCAGUGUCGCACGAUCUUCCUGAACAAGCAGCCGAACCCCAGGAAAAAGCUCCUGGUACCGUGUGCGCUGGAUCGCCCCAACCCCAACUGCUACGUGUGCGCCAGCAAACCUGAAGCCACAGUUAAACUCAAUGUGCACAAAGUCCUGGUACAGACUUUACAGGAUAAGAUCCUUAAGGAGAAGUUCGGCAUGGUGGCACCGGACGUGCAGAUCGAGGACGGCAAGGGGACGAUCCUUAUCUCUUCAGAGGAAGGAGAAACCGAAGCCAACAACAGCAAGCUCUUAUCAGACUUUGGGAUUCGGAACGGCAGCCGACUUCAAGCUGAUGAUUUCCUGCAGGAUUACACACUCCUGGUCAACGUAGUGCACUGUGAGGAAAUGCCGAAGGAUGUCGAGUUUGAGGUUGUGGGCGAUGCCCCUGAGAAAGCUCCACACACGAGUGCUCCAGAACAAGAGAAGAACAUCACCAAUGGCAACAAGGACUCCGCCCAGCCAUCUACCUCAACAAAAGCGGUGGCCGAAGAGGACGACGACGUUCUCAUCGUAGACUCAGAUGAGGAACCUUCCUCCAGCACCAUGGACGUUUCCACGGAGACCAGCGGCCUCAAGAGGAAGCUCCAGGACUCUGAUACGAGCGAAGCGGCGCCCAAACGCAAACGCCUCGACCCUCAGCCGGCUGAAAACGAUGACAUCAUCGCCCUAGACUAGGGCAUCCUGUCGUCUUCCCCUUCGCUCAGAGGGACUUCUUCUAUUUGUAUUGUUCAUACUGUUCCCAUUAACAACCUGGUGUAAAUACAUGUGUACAAAAAAACGCUGAGCGCUGCAUCUAUGUCUUUUUUCUUUUUUUUUUUUUUUUCCCAGAACAAAAGGACUCAGACUCUCUUAUCCAAAACUGUUCUCAGAUUGUUUUCAGAAAUGCUUUUGAUGAAAAUCUUUCAGAGAAAGCAUUAAGGUUAUUACGAUGUAUUUGCUGUUCGGAGGGAUAAGAGGCCGAAGGAAACGCCUUGUUGGUUUAAUCAUCAAUGUUGAAGACCUUCCAUAUUUAUUAUAUUUUAUGGACUUGCAGAAACGACCAGAUGCAGGGGUUCAUUUAACAGUAUUUUUUUUUCCCCCUUGUUUAAGUCUGUCCAGUAAGCUUCUCUUUCCAACAUAAAAUGUUUUUGUUUAUUCAUGUUUUUUAAUACAAUUUGAUGGCAGUUAUUUAUUCUCCCUA